Molecule: messenger RNA, 3222 nt
Organism: Pollicipes pollicipes
Lineage: Eukaryota; Metazoa; Arthropoda; Thecostraca; Pollicipedomorpha; Pollicipedidae
Product: TOG array regulator of axonemal microtubules protein 2
Exons: 15
Coding region: 448-2697 (749 amino acids)
Biological process (GO): microtubule cytoskeleton organization
Cellular component (GO): cilium; cytoplasmic microtubule
Molecular function (GO): microtubule binding
Source: RefSeq, a predicted model, not a curated record
GGCAGCGGACGGUGCAGACGGUGCGGACGGUGCGGACUGUGCAGCAGCGGACGGCUGUUUAAGCCGCGGGCGGUGGAUACGUUAAAGACGAAGUGUUGGAGACUUGGAGGUAGCUGGCAGCAAAGCGCGCUUACGGACGUGGAGGCUGGAGGGGAUACCUGCCAGAGAACAGCUCGGAGCUGGCGGGCCGCGGCAACCGCUGCUCGUGACCACCCCAAUCUGAUCUCCCCAAUCCGCUCCUGAUACGAGACCAUCCUAAUCCGCUCUCGACCUGAGAUUGUCCCAACCUGAUCCCCGCCAGGAGCUGCCCUACCUGGUGCCGGCCCGACACCGCUCCACCCCUUCCCCGGCCCGAGGCGUUCACACCCCACGGCCAGCCUUAAGGCGACGCUGAGCCGUGCACCACCGUCCUCCCCGGCGGGCGCGGCCGAGGGCGCGCCGCGCACCAUGCUGUGCGGCUACCGCUCCGUCAUGCUCAGCUCGGACUCGGACAACGCCGACAACCGGGACGUGAUGCCGCCGGUGCGGCUACCCAUGCUGAACGUGCGCCCCACCUCGAUGCUGAUGCGCCGCUUCCGCUCGCACCCGACGCUCAACAAGCAGGAGAUCACGGUGACCGCCUUCCAGAAGCACGAGGUGUCCGUGUCGACGCUGCAGCAGCGCGAGGUGACCGAGUCGCUGCGCCGGCAGGAGGCGGCGGGCGGGCACCGCCAGGGAUCUGCUUUGGACAGGCUGUGGCAGACGGACAUCGAUACCAAUAGAGGUUUCUCGGUGCUGCCCAGCAAGUACAGCGUGGAGCGGCGCGGCUGGGACUACACGUCAACGCCGUCGCCGCCGCGUGACAGCUUCGGCCGGCCCUACAAGGGCUCGCCCACCGGGCGGCCCAUCCUGCAGCCCAUCCCGGGCGCCCACAGUCAGCUGCACGACGCUGGUGCACCUGGCGUUGUGGGACAAGCGAGCAGCAAAUCUUCGGAAUAUACUCGACAAGAGUCGAGGUACACACGCCUUCCGCCCCACCGCGAGGUUCUCACCAUCGAUAGAUCACCGGAGCCGACGGGAGCUGAGCUCAACCACACUCUUCGCCCGACGGAGAGAUCCCAUCUAGUCUUUGAGAAAGGAGGAGUUGGACCUUCUAAAACUAGCACCCACCAGGAGAAGGCGGUGAACGGCAAGAAGUUGACGACCGUCUCUGCCCCGCACAACAGCGAGCCCGGCCACCGGUACAGCUACCACGGCGACAGUCCCAGCCGGCGCGCCAGUCUCCUGCCGCAGGGCCACACGCACGGUACCAUGGGCAACGGACGCAGCAAUGGCACGGAACAGACAGACAGGGCCUUCCACGCUUCCUCCAAGCAGUCCAACUUCGGCUACCACGACGACUUCAACUCCGACUCGAGUGAUGAGGACCCCAACGGGAUCACCCUGUCCAACACAACUCGCAGUAAGAUGAAGCUGCUGGCCAAGCGGAACGAGAUGCGGAAGGAACUGGACCGGACGAACCACGAGACGGGCGCCGCGCAGCGCGACAGGGACGAGCGUAGCAGAAAGUUCAAGCAGCUGGAGAAAGAGUACUCGAGCGGAGCCAGCGUGGAAUCACGUCUGGCCGCCAAGAGGAACGGCCACCUGGGCAGAGUGCCCGGCCAGAGCUUCGCCUCUCCUCGCCGCUCGCCCCACCCGGCGCCUCUGCGAAGGGCCUUCAGUCAGGAGCGUGCCCAGCGCAGCCGCAGGCCUUCCCAUGCUAAUCACCUCAGCCCGGAGAAGCCCCCUGCGACACUGCUACCCAGCCCCCGGAUGGAGAGGAAGUCAGGUAGCAUGCAGAAUCUGGCAACCAAACCGAAGCAGCCAGCACUGCCCAAGUCGAAAACUUUUGGAGCCGAACUGAACAAGCGCAGUAUCCCGAGCAGCGCGAGUACCGUGUUUGGAGACCACUUGGAGAAGUUUGGAAACCCCAAGGCGGCCCUGGAAGAGGCGUACCGCAAGCUCAACUCUGAUGACUGGGAGCGGGAGGUCAGCGGCCUGACGGACCUAGUGCGCCUGUUCCGCUACCACCCGGACAUGGUCAGCGGCGACCUCAAGAACGUCUCGGCCGCCGUCAUCAAGCAGAUGAAGAAUCUGCGCUCGCAGGUGCUGCGUGCCGCUGUCCAGACCAGUUGCGAGAUGUUCCAGCACGUCGGCAAGGGCGUUGAACCGAACCUGGAGAAGAUCGCUGCGAUUCUGCUGCAGAAGACGAGCGACACCAACAAGUUCAUCAAGGCGGACAGCAACCGGUCGCUGGACGUAAUGCUGGACAGCGUGUCCCUGCCGCGCGCCAUUACGGCCGUCACCAGCGAGGGUCUAGGCCACCGCAACGCCCAGGUGCGCUGCACGGUGGCCCGCCUGCUGGCGACGGUGGUGCAGCGGCUGGGCGCGGCCGGCUCGCUCUCGGGCCAGCGCGACAUCACCGACCGGCUGGUGCCAGCGGCCGCGCAGCUGGUGCGCGAGGGCGACCUGCAGACGCGAAAACACGCGAAGACGAUUUUUCAAGUAUGGCUUCAGCAUCCUGAUUUGGACAAGGUACUGAGCAAAUACCUGUCUGGAUCGGUCAAGCUGGACAUCGAUAAGGUGGUCGACAACCUGAAGAAUGAGGGCAAGCCCAAGGACUCGGCGCAAAGCAAACGCGGCUUCGGCAGCCGGGUACGGCUGAACCACACCAUGUGAGCGUGGCGGGAGGAGCGCGGCCGCGUCGCGUGGCUGCCGCCGGCUGCUCCGGACGGGCCUGUCGCGGUCAAGAGCCGCAUCCUCCGCGGACAAACGCCACCCCGGCCGCCGCGGUCGGGUCCAGUCCCGGAGCGGAUGUUCUUAUCUCUGGGAGUGGCUGAGGGGCGUGACUUGAGGGGCGUCAGAGAGAGGAUCGCGCCUGUACCUACUGCGGCUGGGCGGACGUUGUGAGCGGACGACCCGCGGGGUGGAGGGGACGGGUGGGUCUCAGGGCCGCGCGGAGUGGCGGCCCGGUUAGUUCGCGCGGAAACGUCUGGGGCUGGUCCGCCCGGCGCCGCAUAAAUUGUUGAGUCUUUGUAGUGCGUUUUACGAACUAGAGCGGCAGCCCACGACAUAAGGGGCACUGGCGGCAUUUUGUGUACGUGGAUCGCCACUGGGCAGGUGUUUUGUAGGUGUGGCUUCGGUACUCCAUUGGAUCUAAUCCGUCCAUUUGUGCCACGAAAUCAAAUAAAACUUCUCUCUUCA